Molecule: messenger RNA, 756 nt
Organism: Arachis duranensis
Lineage: Eukaryota; Viridiplantae; Streptophyta; Magnoliopsida; Fabales; Fabaceae
Exons: 2
Coding region: 1-756 (251 amino acids)
Molecular function (GO): nucleic acid binding; RNA-DNA hybrid ribonuclease activity
Source: RefSeq, a predicted model, not a curated record
AUGGUACCAGAUCCAGUGUGUCAGAUAUGCUUAAAAGGUUUAGAGAUGGUAGAACACGCCUUACUGCUAUGUGAUUGGGCGAGAGCAACAUGGUUUGGAGCGGAAUGCAAUUGGACCCCAACAGCGGAGACAGCAAAUUUAAACUCGAUUGAAAGUUGGAUGGUGGAAUGUAUAAGAAAGAUCAGAGCAGGAGGUGGAGACGACCAGGAGAAGAGGAUUGAGAAACAACAGACACAAAAAAUAGAAGCCAAUAGGAGCAGAACUAACUCGGUGACAUGGAGACCUGCUCCUGAGAAUUGGCUGAAAGCGAAUGUUGAUGUUGCCUUUCGAAAGGACAAUGGGACAGGUGCAAUAGCUGUGGUGAUCAGAAAUAGUAAAGGAAGGAUUGUAUUAGGAUUUUCAGGGAAAAUUCAAGCCAAAUCAAGCAUUGUGACAGAAGCCCAAGCAAUAAGGCAAGCAUUAAUCAUAGUGAACAAUCUACAAAUGGGCAAAACUCUAAUAGAAUCAGACAACUUAAAGCUCAUUCAAGCAAUAAAAUCCAAGACAACCAUAGGAGAAGCAUUGGCUAUCAUCCAAGAUAUUCAAAUUCUAAUGGAAAAUUUACCUGAAAAAGGAAUGACUUGGACUCGCAGGAGAGGAAAUCGUCUUGCCCAUGCAGUGGCAAAGGCUGCGGAAUUAGGAACGUUACGUUUGACCUGGAGUACUCAACCACUUGCAGAAAUACGAAGCAUCCUUAGGAGUGAGAUUCAAACAUGA